AGGGAUAUAACCUUCAGAUUUCCAGUGUGGUUUUCUAUAUGAGUUUGACCUCCGUAAUAAGAAAAUUUGAUUCCUAAAAACAGAUUAUUAAUACACAUCGAAUUGAAAUGAAAAAGUAUAAAGAAAGUGCUGUCCUACUAGUGUUAUUUCUGAUAAAUAUUGCAUAUUGUGACAUAUGUUAUAAUUUUUUAAAUCGCGAAGAUCCUUGUGUCACUUUAUGUGAAAAAACACCACUUUCUUUCACAAACAGCAAGUACAUUAAGUCUUGUUGUCAACGAGGUUGUAGAUUUUUCAAUUUAGUGGACUUGAAUUAUGGAUUGGAGCCCAAUGGUUUAAAUGGCACUAGGGAUGCCUGUGAAGCUUCAUGCACAGAAGCGUAUGCAGAACCACAAGAUCGCUAUGCUUGCAGCACUGGUUGUGACUUUAUGGCCAAACAACGUGUCUCCGACUUGUUAUCACUCUUUUCUAUUGCUAUCUAUGUAGAGGAAUAUGUAGAUUCUAACACCUUACUAAUGUAUCCUGAUAUACCAGAAAAUGAUAUUCUAACAGACCCUGGUAUUCGAAAAGAGCUUCUUCCAAGAUGGUGGGAUUCCAAUGGGUUUAAAUUACCUCAGACUUAUAUUAAAACUGUUCCAAUGGAUGGUGGGACCAUGGACUAUGAGACCCCAUCAGAUUAUUCAGGAGAAUCUGAACCAACUUCAUCAUGGAUACCCGGAUCCGAUUGGUUUCAGUGUGCAUCAAGACAUGCUGGUAUGCCUUCAGCACGUUUUGCUUCUGCUGCAGCAGCUGCAGUAGCAUUACUUGCAGUAUGUAUGUAUUUAUAUAGUGUAUCUUCAGAAAGAACACAUGAUAACAUAAAAGAAUUUCUUAUUGAUAAGUCCGAAGCAUCAGAUAAAAUCACAUUGUAUAUACCAGAUGAAGAACCAUUGCAUAAAAUGCCUCCUCCUAAGUAUACUGAUGUUAAUAAUGAAUUGGAUGUUAACUUAAAAGUUUAAGUACCUUGUUAUUGAAGUAUUAAGUCAUUUUGGAGAUUAUUAAAUAUAAUUAAUUAAUUAUUAAAAAAAAAUUAAAUAUAUUCAAUAAAGUUUGAAUAUAUAUAAAAUAAUAUAUUUACAUCACAGUUGCCCUUUACAUUCUGGCACUGUUGAAGUGUUUGCUUCUCAUAAGAUGCUAUUGAAAAAUUCAUAAGUUAAAUACGAGUUUUGAUAUAAUAUAUAUGUAAAAAUAAACAACAAUUUAAGUCAUUAAUGUUUCAUGCUUUCAACUUUAAUAAAUAAUCAAUUCAAAAUUGAUUAUUCCAAGAAAGUAUUAAUUGAGUGCAAUAAUAUAGAACAGUAUAUAUAUUUGAAGUAUUUCAUGUGUCAUAAAUUUUCUUACAUAAGUAGUUAUAAUGUUUAUUGUAAUAUUUUUGUUGUCUUGAAAAAAUUAUUAUGCAAUGUGAUACUGAUGCUUUUUACAUUCAAUCAAAAUAGUGAAGAUGGUUAAUGUAUGCACGUGAUAGACUGGUUUAAAGACUGUACAACUUUUUUACAU
Messenger RNA from Polistes dominula (European paper wasp), 1533 nucleotides. RefSeq lists its product as uncharacterized. The record is from RefSeq and is a predicted model, not a curated record. Lineage: Eukaryota; Metazoa; Arthropoda; Insecta; Hymenoptera; Vespidae.